Molecule: messenger RNA, 1369 nt
Organism: Dicrocoelium dendriticum
Lineage: Eukaryota; Metazoa; Platyhelminthes; Trematoda; Plagiorchiida; Dicrocoeliidae
Source: the annotation of a GenBank genome assembly
GUGAAGGUCACAGCUUAACGCGCUGAUUUUAUCUUAUAUUACUUGUUUUCAAUGUUCGUAACAAUUUACAAUGAUAUGAUACAAAUUCAACAAAUCCAAGUGCUUCAGCCGCAAGAAUCUUGCAGUAUGGUUUCAAUUAUAGGCAUUAUUACCGCCGUAUAUGUUCUUAGGGAAUAUGUAUUCCGGAUAACCAUGGCAUCGAUGUGGUACGAAACUUCUUGGAAUUCGGUUUGGGAUACCUGGUGGCAUUACAAAGAAGGUGUUAUUGGAGGACCAAGUCACUGGGGCCAUACCGCCUACAUGGCGUACGCUGAAGAUGUAUGGCCGGCGUGCCAUCGUGGGAAACUCCAAUCACCAAUCAGUGUAUCACUGGUGAAUUUGACGUACGAUCCAACCCUCGGAUUUCUCAAUAUUGUGGGCAAAGAUGAACAGAUCGAUUUGGAGAUUAUCAACAGCGGUCAAGAUUUGCGAAUGGAAAUUUCCCACCUAUCACCUACGGUAAUGCUUACAGGCGGCCCAUUGUCCUACGAAUACAAAAUAUUUGGGGCCCUGUUGAAGUUUGGAGCAAAAUCAGAACGUGGAUCCGAUCACCUUAUCGAUGGUGUGGCAUUUCCAGCGGAGUUUCAGUUUUACGCUUUCAAUUUUGUACUCUAUUCCAACUUCUCCUCCGCGGUAUCUCGGCCACACGGACUUGCUGCGUUAUCUGUAUUCAUGCAGAUAGGGGAAAAUCCUAGUGAAGACCUCUCUGCUCUACUGACAACUGCAGAAGAAGUUCAGUUGAAGGGACAAUCACGAAAAUUGAGCGGUUUGGUGGUCUCUGCACUGUUGCCUUCAACCAAGCAAUAUAUGACAUACGAAGGUUCCAUUCCUUUUCCUGCAUGUCAUGAAACAGUCACUUGGAUCAUAUUGAAUCAGGCAAUAACUGUAACUGAAGAGCAGCUGAAAGCUCUCAGGGAGCUUAGGAUCACGUCCAUUCCUGAAUCCGGACGUAUGGCAGACAAUUUCAGACAGCCACAGGACUUAAAUGGGCGUUCGGUGAGAACAAAUAUAUUUUUCGCCGAAAGGGACAAGUUCUGCUCCCCUCAUCCACGGCUCUCAUAUACAGUUGCUCUGAAUCAAGAAAGAGACCAACGGUGGAGAGUUCCAGAUCCGUGAACAUUCCACAGUCUAGAUCAUCCAAAGAAAUUCGAAUACCGGUGGAAAAUGUUAUUUUUCGGUUCUGCAUUGUGGUAUUAUUGGAAAGAAUUCCAGUUGAUGUCAAGGAUUCACCAAUCUUGACCGUACAGUAGAAUGCAGACUGGUGUAAAAUUGACGGUAUAAGCUUUCUUAAAAUGAGCCGUUUUUAUUGAAUAAAUAUUGCUACCCGCUA